Triticum aestivum (bread wheat) is the source of this 735-nucleotide messenger RNA. RefSeq names its product probable glutathione S-transferase GSTU6. The record is from RefSeq and is a predicted model, not a curated record. Lineage: Eukaryota; Viridiplantae; Streptophyta; Magnoliopsida; Poales; Poaceae. Gene Ontology annotation, molecular function: glutathione transferase activity. The transcript is spliced from 4 exons. Gene Ontology annotation, biological process: glutathione metabolic process. The coding region runs from base 1 to 528 and encodes 175 amino acids. Gene Ontology annotation, cellular component: cytoplasm.
AUGACCUGCAAAGGGUUUUAUGUGGAGUACCUCAACGAUGCCCCUGGCCUUGCCGGCAACGACACGUCCAUCCUCCCCGCAGACCCCUACAGCCGCGCAGCCGCUCGCGUUUGGGCCGCCUAUGUGAAUGACAAGUUGUUCCCUUCGUGCACCGGCAUCCUCAAGACAGCGAAGCAGGAGGAGAGAGCCAGUAAGGUGGAGGAGACCCUGUCCGGGCUCCGACACUUGGAAGCUGCCUUGGCAGAGUGCUCUAAAGGGGAGGUGGAGGCGCCGUUCUUCAGUGGUUGCUCCAUCGGGUUCCUUGACAUCGCGCUCGGGUGCUAUCUUCCUUGGUUUGAGGCAGUAGGCCGCCUGGCCGGCUUGGAGCCGCUUAUCGACCCGGCGAGGGCGCCGAAACUAGCAGCAUGGGCGGAGCGGUUCAGGGUCGCCGAGCCGGUCAAGGCGCUGCUGCCUAGGGUGGACGAGCUGGAGGAGUACAUCGCUACGGUGCUUUAUCCAAAGUGGAACGUCGCGGUCACCGGUAACUAAUUAAAGAUCGUGUCGUUCCAUUACCGGCAGAGGAUCGUGUCAAUCCAAUAAUUCCUCCGCCUUGUGAGUUGUUGUUUUCACGCCAAGAGUUGAACUGUUGCUACUAGGUCCUUAGUGUCUCCUCGUCGUGGAUGGUGCGCAUGCGUGCACUCUCUUCGAUCUGAGUUGUUGACAUGUUGUUUCGUGAAUAAACUGAAGUUUCGUCCA